Molecule: messenger RNA, 3317 nt
Organism: Strongylocentrotus purpuratus (purple sea urchin)
Lineage: Eukaryota; Metazoa; Echinodermata; Echinoidea; Camarodonta; Strongylocentrotidae
Exons: 2
Coding region: 289-2118 (609 amino acids)
Source: RefSeq, a predicted model, not a curated record
CGUCAGAUUGGAGCGUAACUGCGAGGCUCAGGAACUAUUCUCUACCUGUAAAAUCCAACAAGGUCCGGUGCAGUCUUCCGAAUCCGCCGAAUAUUUCGGAGCCAAUGCAACGGGCAGCUAUACAGACUCGGAAUCUGCUCAAUUAAUAUCAUUAUCGCUGAGAGCUAUCAACCACGUAACAUCCUUUCUGGAUACACUUUAGGCUUUUUUUUACCACCAAGCUAGAAGCUAUCACUGUCCUUAUUUUCGUCAUCAAGAAAAUAGUUGAGUUGUGAGUUUCGUUACAUAAUGGGACAUCACGGGAGCAAAGACGAGACCGAUGGAAAAGGCAACGAAGGAAUUAAACUUCGAGGGCACUACUCGAGUCACAUGACUGGGUUCGUGAACAUAGAUGGUUCCAAGCAUCCGUGCGACUUCACAGUCACCAUUGGGACAGAUGACGUCAUCCAUAUGAUAGAGAAAUCUCCUCGUCAUGAGGCAACGAUCAUCGGUGAGUUCAACUGUGCAGUGUUAUGCAAGGAACCGGUACCAUUUUCUGGUGGCAAGUUCUACGUUGAACGGUCCAGCGAAACCAAUUCGGAGUACGAAAGCAUGGUCUACGAGACGCUGUUGCCUUUCGGAGAGGAGGACUACUUCUUCAAAGGCAUUAGAUCGGCCCGCGAGGACACGUUUGUCGGGAAUGACGCGGGGAAUGACGCAACCGACGUCUCUUCAAUGAGUAUUGUCAUCAAGAAAGGGCCAAGUUUUACGGCUGAGACCUUGACCACUGGCCAUGUCUCCACCUUACUGGCGGAUGUUGCCAAAGAGCUUGCAGGCAUUGCGAUCACAGGACCGGGGGAUGACAAGAAACUGGAAGUAGAGUGGAAAGCCAGAUUAGGAUUCUUUCUUGGUGGUGUUAUCAUCCAUACUAGCAAUAUGUUCUCUCCCACACAGUUCUGUCCCAAAACUUCGGCACGUGAGAGGCGCCCUCUAAAUCUGAAAGGCAUCGAGCCCGAGGUGUACCAUAUCAAGGCCAACGACGGUGUGCCUCUGUUGAUGACUCGCUACAAAUGCGGUAACAAGGGACCAAUCCUGCUCCUUCAUGGACUCUGUGUCACAAGCAGGAUUUUUGCGUUAGAUACAAUAGAUAAGAGUGCCGUAGAGUUCUUCUGCGAGCAUGGGUACGAUAUGUGGGCCCUAGAAAUGCGGUUCUCAGUAGCCCUUCCUUCACAUCGGAAUCCUACUAAAAUGCACGACGCUGCAGAGAAAGACCUACCUCCUGUUGUAGACUUUAUUUUGAAGACAACUGAGUCACCCGACCUCCAGGUCUGGGCACAUUGUGUCGGUUCUCUCACGAUGCACAUGGCUAUGCUUGGGGGCCAUAUUGACGGGAGGAAGAUCCGAUGCUUCGUUGCUUCACAAACCGGAUUCUGCAUCAUCGCAUCAGCCUUGAACCAUGCCAAAGCAAGUACCAGGCUUGAUACCAUCGCCGUUGCAUUCGGAUUCACAGGACUCAAUGCGUAUACAGACAAGAACGAUCACGUGCGAGAAAAAAUGAUGACUUCGGUGGCCAAAACUCUUGCGCGAUCUACACUCGACAAUAAGAACCAGUGCAGUAAUUCGGUAUGUCACAGGAUAACCUCAAUGUUCGGACUCAUGUGGGAACAUCGCAACAUUAAUGACAGUACGCAUGAAACCUUGACCGAAUGGUUUGGCUUCGGACAGAAAGAUUACUAUCACCAUCUCGCUGUCUGCUUCCGGAAGGGACAGUUAACCGACUUCAAGGGCAAAGACAUCUAUACACCGGAUUUCAAGUCGAAGAACCGGCUCCAUUCACCACAGUAUCGGAAGGCCAUGAGUAAGCUGGAUAUACCAAUUUUAUAUCUCGUCGGAUCGUUGAACAGAAGUUGGGAUAUCGAGGCAACGAGGCAGAGCUACAUCAGAUUGAAGGAAGCGAACCCUGAUCAGGACUAUGAGUGGUUCCAGGUCCCUGAGUAUGGACACCUGGAUUGCGUCAUGGGGAAGGAUGCCUCCAAGGAUGUGUUCCCUCGCAUCUUGCCAUUCCUCGAGAAGUACGCCACGCCAGAAAAGGUAUGGCAAGGAGAGGAUGAUGGUGAAUAUUGCAACAGACAGGUAUAGGAAAGAAAACAUAGACUCAGUCACCAAUGUGAUUUUUUUUGUUUUGCAGUGAAUCUAUAUUAAUUUCGAGCAAUGUGAAUUUAUAAUCAAAUGUGAUUAAGUAUCAGAUUUGAAAUUAUGAAGUUACUAUAACCAUAAAUGUAUUGUACAGAGUUAUGAUGUCACACAGCUACAACGGACUUCGCUCACUUUUAUAGAGACUUUUACUUGUUUAAUGAGAUACAAUACAGCAGUAGUUUAUUUAAAGGGUACAGGGCACAUAGUGAAGCACAUUGUUGAAAGUUAUUCAGCAUGACUUUGUUUCGUAGUUUAAGUGGAUAAUGACUAGUAUAGGUGUCAGACAGUCAGACCUUACUUGGUCAGAACCUGUUCAUAAGUAUUGUGAAUUAUAUGUUAGUAGUAUUAGUGGUUAUUUUACCUGACUGCUAAGAAAGCAUAAAUGCUUGUUAGUAGGCAGCCUGAGGACCGACGGCUUUAGGUCUUCUCCGAGGGACCUGGUAAUGAGGAUUAAUUAAUGCCUUAUACCAAAGGGCACUAGAGCAUCGCCUUGGUUUCGAACUCGGGUCGCCGUACUACGAGACCACUCUACCGACUGAGCUAUCGUGCCUCCUCUAGUCUAUGUGUCAGACAGUCAGACCUUACUGGGUCAGAACCAGUUCAUAUUAUUGCAAAUUAUAUUUUAGUGAUACUAACAACUACAUGUAUGUAAUACAAUACUAUCAUCAAUAGAGAUAUACUUUGGGUUGGUUUAAAUGAGGAUAGCUUAUUGCAGGUAGAAUUGGCUAAAUGACCAUACUAUAUAUUUGAUAUGUAGGCCGAUGUCUUAAAUCUUAGGGCGUCUGCAAUAAGAGACACGUUUUCAGUGACUCCUAGCAGUUGCCAUAUACUGAGUUGUUGAGCUGGAUUACAGCUGAGGAUACUCCAGGUAUGAUUGAGUCAUUUAUGUGAAUAUGCUGAUAAAAGAUAAUGGUUAUAUUGGUACUUUUGUUUUUAUGCAAGCGAAAGUUUAAUCAUCAUUUUUAUAGGAAUGUUGAUGUAGUCUUACAUUAUUUGGUAUGGUUGGCUCACUAAUAGGAGAAUGAGUUAUUGUUAGCACAUUGUCACAUUAUUAUUUAUUUCCGUUGUUGAUAUAUUUUUUAUCUUUGUAGUUCUGUGGUUAAAUUGUGGAGAAUGAUGUAUUAGAAGUCGCAGUUAUAUAA